CGACAUUAUUUGGCCAACACCGUCAUUUCUCAAAUAUUGAGGAAAAAGAUACCAUAAAUCUCCUGGCUUUACACGAAAAAGCAGAUUUUUACAAAAAAUUUCACCUGCCGCCAGUUUUGUCUUUUAUUCCAGCAAUCCGACGCAUUUAAACUGAUUUUAGCAAAACGGACGCGUUGUGGAUCGGAGACGCGCCUUCAGUCAAAAACUCACACCAGAAAAUAAAAUCCAAAAUAACGAGGACGCUUGAUAGGCGGGUAGGCUCACAGCAGGCUGAGGCCUUGCUUGUUUGAGCAACUGGGAGUGAAAUGGAUUGGUUCCGGAAGUACGGUGCGGGAGCAGCGAAGGUAGCAGCAGCACCACAGCCACCACCACCGUCACACGGGCCUCAGCUUGGCCAUGAGAACAAGUCGCAGCCCUCUUCACAGGGGAGUGUACGCAUGCAAAUAGUCAUCGGCUCUUCACCACAUAAGCGCCCAUCUCCAUCAGUAUACGAUGAGGUUGAGGACGAGGGCGAGGAUGAGCUCAGCAAUGCUGUCACCACGGAUCUUAUGCCGCGUGCUUGGAAGCCUGCAAGUGCCGGCGCCAGUAUACCGUGCGGCGCGUUAGCCUCUCCACCUGCCCCUGCCAAGGCCUUGAAUCCGGGCCCAAACAGGUCAUCAAGGCCAGCACCACGGCCGCAACCACAGCCAUCCGCCUCUUUUGACCUCCCAAUACAGCAGCCCAAGAAGCGCGGCCGGCCAAAAGGAUGGAAGCCAGGCAUGCCCUAUUCUACCACAAGCAACCGCCCCGCUUCGGAAGCCGCCAAGCUGGCCCGGGAAGAUUACCUGCGUAAGCACCCAGAGGCCGUAGCCCCCGUCGCCAGGGGCAGACCACGCACGGCGGCACCCAAGGGUCCGCCAAAACCGCGCGGCCGUCCGCCCAGAAAGCCGCCGCAGACUCCGCGGCAGGUCCUUAACAGUCUAGAGCGUCGCUACGUUCCCUUCCUCUGCGAGUGGAAAGACUGCAAAGCCGAGCUGCAAAACAUGGACACUCUGCGGCGCCAUGUGCGUAAGGUGCACGGCAGGGAGGAGGUCUGUCGGUGGUCGACUUGCGCCAGCUCCGGAUCGACCGAGGUCUUUGGCACCAACGACGAAUUCAUCGGCCAUGUGGAGCACGCUCACCUUGUGCCUUUCCAAUGGCACAUGGGAUUCGGCUACAGCAACGAAACGCCGAUUCCUUCUAGGAUAAAAGCAGACGAGGACGCGCCCGUGCCGGCCUAUCUGCUGGAUGAGAACGGGAUGCAGGUGACGCCUUGGAUAAAGGAGAUAGAGAUCGAGGACCAAGUCACUCGUCUGGCGCGACGAAGAAAGCUGCGUCUCGCGCUCAAGUGGAUGAAUGAUGAGGCCCCAUUGGAGGAUGGAGACAACAGCGAAGAGGAAGCUUCAAGCUGAAAUCAUGGAGGCCUUCGCAACUGUCGCGGAUGCACGUAAAUAACUGUUUUUGGCAUAUCACACUUGGUUGCGGCAACGUCAAGAUACUCUGCUUUCAGGGGAACAAGUGGCGUACAGACGGCCCUGGCCUGUGGAUUGGUUUUCUUUAUUUUGCAUGGAGUUGGGAUAUGUGUGACGAUUAUACGGAUGAUGGUUCCUGCGGCUUGGGAACAUGGGCAUUUGCGAUAUUAAGCCUUCUCGUUCAUCAUAUUCAGUUCCGUCACCUUGUAACGUUCCUGCAUCUUCUUCAUCUCCAUCGUUCACAUGAGUUUCUACUGCCACCGCUCUCUGCACGAGACUCUUCCAAGCCUGAAAGCAACCUACCAUUUUUUGCAACUAUCACAGGGAAGCAUGGCCUAGAGACGCUUGUCCGGUUUAGGAUUGGACAGAACGUGGGUCGGGCACAUUUGCCUCGGGUGCCUUCCGAUUCAUUUUUGGCUUGCCCGCUGCUGGUGACAACAAAUUUUCCAGUUUCGUUAAGAUCUCGGGCUAGAUUGACGAGGAGGCUUUAGCCCAUACGUAGACUUUGGCAGUGCCGGUAGCUUGCAAGGAAGGAAACAACAGGAGGUUUUGCAUACCUUUGCAACAGCCGGAGAUUGGAACGCAUCCCAGUCGAUCCCGUAUGCUUCAUCAGACCCAGUACGAGGUUGCGAAGCCGUGGCAUGUAUUUGUUCGACUUCCUUAUCCAGCUGCCCGAGGUCCUGGUCAUCGCCAGCCUGCACAGAGAGCAACAGCUUCGCGAGCGCCGCAAAACUCGCGCCCUGGCAUCAUAUGCCAAUUGCUCC
Molecule: messenger RNA, 2254 nt
Organism: Pyricularia oryzae 70-15
Lineage: Eukaryota; Fungi; Ascomycota; Sordariomycetes; Magnaporthales; Pyriculariaceae
Exons: 1
Coding region: 306-1430 (374 amino acids)
Source: RefSeq, a predicted model, not a curated record